Messenger RNA from Propithecus coquereli (Coquerel's sifaka), 894 nucleotides. It is a transcript of the gene ZFAND2A, whose product is annotated as zinc finger, AN1-type domain 2A. The record is from RefSeq and is a predicted model, not a curated record. Gene Ontology annotation, biological process: proteasome-mediated ubiquitin-dependent protein catabolic process; protein targeting to ER. Lineage: Eukaryota; Metazoa; Chordata; Mammalia; Primates; Indriidae. Gene Ontology annotation, molecular function: zinc ion binding. Gene Ontology annotation, cellular component: cytoplasm; endoplasmic reticulum.
UGCGGUGGGUGCCGGCGGGUCUUUGGCUCCGGGCUUUUCCCUGUGUCGUCGCUCUUGUCGCCUUACUCCCCGGGGCCGACCACGGAGAGGGGCGCCCGGUGUCCCUUCUCCGCCACUGUUCACUUGCCUCGCUGCUGCCGGUGUUCCCGCCCAGAGCCAGGUGAUACGGAACUCUGCCAUCGGUGUUUUGGAUACUUCUCAUAAUGGAGUUUCCUGAUUUGGGAAAGCAUUGUUCAGAAAAAACUUGCAAGCAGCUAGAUUUUCUUCCACUAAAAUGUGAUGCAUGUAAACAAGAUUUCUGUAAAGAUCAUUUUACAUGUGCUGCACACAGAUGUCCCUUUGCAUUCAAGAAGGAUGUUCAUGUCCCGGUGUGCCCACUCUGUAAUGUCCCCAUCCCGGUAAAAAAGGGAGAGAUACCAGAUGUGGUGGUUGGCGAUCACAUGGACAGAGACUGUAAAUUUCAGCCUGGGAGGAGCAAGAAGAAGAUUUUUACAUACCGGUGCUCAAAAGAGGGAUGCAAGAAAAAAGAGAUGUUGCAGGUGGCCUGUGACCAGUGUCGUGGCAAUUUCUGUAUCCAGCACAGACAUCCCCUGGACCACAGCUGACACGGAAGCCGCCCCACCAACAAAGCUGGGUGAGAAGAGACUCCCAGCCGCGCGUGGGCUGGCUUGAACGCACAGUAACAUGAGUGGAACUCAUGUAACCUCUAAGGUGGGGAGUGGAGCGACCUAGAGCCUUGCUCCAUACUAAGUGUUGGAUCUUACAUAUUUGCUGUUACAGUUGGGUGAAUAUAACAAAAUUAAAGUUGGAUUCUAGUUGCAUUAGUAUUUUGUGGGUACCGUAAAAUACUACAAACUGGGUGGCUUUUUUUGUUUGUUUGUUUUUGAGACAAAG